Candidula unifasciata is the source of this 3987-nucleotide messenger RNA. Lineage: Eukaryota; Metazoa; Mollusca; Gastropoda; Stylommatophora; Geomitridae. The record is from the annotation of a GenBank genome assembly.
AUGAAGGCCUCUGAUUUUGAAGUAAAAGCUGUCAUUGGACGAGGACAUUUUGGAGAGGUGCGAGUUGUGAGUGAAAAUUCAACGGGUGACAUCUACGCCAUGAAGGUCCUGCGCAAGGCAGAGUUACUUUCACAGCCAGAGAUUUCCUUUUAUGAAGAAGAAAGAGACAUCAUGGCUGAUGCAAACAGUGACUGGAUCACAAGACUACACUAUGCUUUUCAAGAUUCAGUAAAUCUGUACCUUGUGAUGGACUUUCAUGUUGGAGGGGAUCUGUUGUCGUUGUUGAGAAGGCAUGACGACAUAUUUGAUGAACAGAUGGCAAAGUUCUACGUUGCAGAAAUGGCCCUGGCUAUCAACAGUCUUCAUACAAUGGGCUACAUUCACAGGGACAUCAAACCAGAGAACAUACUGUUGGACUACAUGGGUCAUAUCAAGCUUGCUGACUUUGGAUCUGCAGCUAGAUUGGAUGCAUCUGGGAAAGUUUCAGCCCAUAUACCAGUUGGUACACCGGAUUAUGUUGCUCCAGAGCUGCUUCUAGCUAUGAAUAAAUCUCACAGCCAGUUCAGCUAUGGGACAGAGAUCGAUUGGUGGUCCCUCGGAGUGUGUGCAUUUGAGAUGCUGUUUGGCAGAACCCCAUUUACUGACGACGACUCGUCUAAAGUGUCCACUUAUGCCAAUAUUAUGGAUUAUAAGAAAGCUCUGAAGUUUCCUGUUGACAGUGAUGUCUCACCUGAAGCCAGGGACUUCAUCAAGAAACUGCUGACCAACUCCGAGGACAGGCUAAGUUGGCCAGACAUUCAGGCACAUCCAUUCUUCUCAGAUAUCUCCUGGAAUACUAUAAGAAAAGGUGAUGCUUGCUAUGUCCCAUCAAUCAGUGGCCUGGAUGACACAUCUCAUUUCGAUGAGGUGGAGAAGGUCCGCCAGCAGCCAAACACUGCAGCCCUCAAACCACAGAAAGAUUUUUCCGGUUGUGAUCUGCCAUUCGUCGGCUUUACAUUCAGCAAGCUGCAGAAAGCGAAAGCACCACCAGAUCAGCAGGAUGUGUCCAGCAACACAGACUGCAAUAACAGCAGCCAUGUUGCAGCCAUGGAGAGAUGCACACAAAGUGAAAGAUCCGGCUCUGCAUUGACAGCAAUGAGCAGUCAUGCCUUGCAGUUAUUGACAGAGAAGGAUGAGGAAAUUAGACAUCUAAAACGUCUUUUAGAGGUCGAAAGAAAGAAUUGGAAUGAGGUUGAGACGAAUUCAGUGACCUUGCUUAACAAUCUAAGUGCCAUGAAUUCGGAGAUUCGCAAUUUUGAGGAUGAAUUACUAGAAGUGAAGCUGGAGGAGAUGAAAGGAGAGAUAGUACUUCUGGAGACAGAGCUGGAAAAGCUCUCGUCCCAGCUGAGAGGCAAAGAACAAGAACUUAGUAAAGCAAAUGCUGCCCUGGAGGAGACUACUCAUAAACUACAGCUGCAACAAAUGAAACUGGACAGAGAGAAACGAAAAUCCCGAGAUGAUCAGCGCAAAGAUCUGAUGCUUCUUGAACUUCGCAGUGAAACCUGGGAAAGCCUGCUGGAAGAGAAGCAAGCCCUCAUCACCGAGCUCAACAGUCGGGUGCGGGAGCUGGAGGAGCUCGUAGAGGCUUACGAGGACAGCGAAGAGAGACAGGCAACAGAAGUUGAGCAGCUAGAACACAAAAUAAACACUUCAUUGUCCGAGCUGUCCUCAACUUUCAAGACUGAUGUUGUAGUGUCAGGAGGCACUGGCCAGGCAAAGGUGGAACUAGACAGUUUUCACCAUAGACUGUGUCCAUCAAGCAAAAAACUCACCCUGCAUGUAACCCUCCGAGCAGGACGGUGCUCGUUUCUAGACAAUAACACCCUGGCUAAGCUGCAGGAACUCCAGAAAAUUGUGGAUAUAUAUGCCAAGAGAGCUCAUGAAUGGCAGAAGAGAGAGGAGGAGCUGAUGUUGAAGAUUUCAAAUCUGGAGUCUGACAACCACGUCCUAAAACAAAAGGAAGGCAUGGGUCGCAAGAUGAAAGACAGUCUUAUGGAUAAUGUAACAAGUUACCAGCAGGAAGUGCAGACACAGAAGGCAGUGAUCAAAGAACUGCAGGAGACAAUGAGAACCUACCUGCGCAGGAGUUCUGUUUUCUCAGACACAGAGAAACACCUGAAGGAACUGCAACAGUCAAAGCUGGGACUAGAGACAGACCUGUUGGCCCUCAGAGAAGAAUAUGAGAGAUCAAAACAGACUGCCUUGAACAAGACCAGUCAAAUAGAGGAAGCUACUCGUAAACUCGAGGAACAAAGAAAAGUUGCUGAAGAUUACAAAAAGCGCUAUGAUACUCAUAUAGAGACAACGGAGGAGAAGAUUAGGUCACUUGAAGGGGACCUGGCUAAGCUUACAUCUGAUCGGCAGAGAUUAGAAAGAAGAGAAGCUGCGUUAACUUCACAGGUGGAUUCGCUACAGAGUUUACUUGAUGACAGAAAUGCUGAAAUGGAGAAGUUGGAAAGAAGAAACACAGACAUUCAGUCCCACUUGCAGCAGCUGCAGCAACGGAACACAGAUCUUCAGGUUCAGGUAGAGUCACUGCAGAAGAGUUCAACAGAGAACAGCGAGCAGAAACAAUCUUUAGCUGAACUGAACUUCCAGAUCACCAGGCUUCAGCAGCAGAAUACCGAUCUGGAGCAUCGCAACACCAGCACUCUUAGAGACAAGCAGAGCCUGGAUGACAGAAUAUUGCUGUUAGAGCGAGAGAAAGAGAGGCUUCAGAGGCGGAUAAAGAGGCUUGAAGUCGCAGAGCAAGACAGACAUGGGCUGGAGACUAAAGUGGAAAAACUGUUGGCUGUGGAGAGGGAGAACCGUCGACUCGAACUCAAGCUUGAGAGGUUGUCUGGCUUAGAAAAAGAUAAACUCAGCCUUGAGGAAAAGCUGGAUAAGCUUCAGAUGGACCUCCGUAAAGAAAAGGUUACAAAUGAGUCACUGAUGUCUGACAAGAAAAGCCUAGAGAUGAAACUGGCAGACGUGCAGAGCAAGGUUGCCACUGACAACAAUGAGGAUAUUGCUCAGUUAAAGAUGAAAGUGGUUUUGAUGGAAGCAGCAGAGAAAGAACGAUGUUCGUUAGAGAAGGAACUCAAACUUGUGAAAAAAGAGAAGGAAGAGUUAGAGCAGAAACUUAAGGUAGAGAUUCAACAGAUGGAGACUGAGAAGAAGAAUGUGGAGAAACAGAAGGAAUUGGUAGAAAAGGAGAAACAGCGAGCUGAAGACAAACUACAGCUAGCUGAAGCUCGGCAGGCAGAACUGAUGAAAGAAAAAGCAGCAUCUUAUGAUCAUAUGGCAAAGUUGAUAAAGGAACGCGGCAACGUACCAGACGUGAACAAGCUCAGCUUUGAAAUUGAUCGUCUGAAGAAGUUGGUAGACAGAUUAGAGCAAAACCAGACCAAUGAUGCGGAAAGAAAACGAAAUAGUGCAGACAUGAAAAGUAGUCUUGUUGAUAAGCUCCAGCGGGAAAAGGCUGACUUGCAGAAACAAGUUGAACGUCUGGAAAAGGAAGCAAAUAAAAGUGUUUCGGGUAGACCAGGUAGAAGUUUUCAAACUUUUCAGCGAGAAAGUUCAAGUUCUCUCCUGCUGAAGCAAGAAAAUGAAGAAAAGGUGAAAAAACUGGAGCAGGAGCUGGCAAAUCUCAGGGUGCAGCUGAAAGAAGCACAGGCUGAUUCACACAUGGGCAAUAAGAAUAAGUCACAAAUUGAAGAGCUGGAACGAGUAAACAGAGGCCAGACAGAGAAGAUCUCCUCCCUCACUUUAGAGCUCAGUGACAGGAAGAAGGAGGUGGAGGAACUGCAAACGAAGCUGGAGACACAAACCUUGAGUUUGUCAGAACUACGUACUGAGAUUGAAGAACUCUUGAGAACAGAGAAUGCUCUGCUGGACCAACUAGAGAAGGAAGCCCUCAAUGCUAAAAAUGCCCAUGAGGAGAAGGAGCAAAUAGCUGCUCAACUCAAU